AUUUUAAAAGAACCAAGUUUUCAUUAAAAUCGUAUUAAGAAAACGGUAUUUAUUUUAUGAAAUAGGGAAAUAUUUGUAGUUAAGAAAAUCCCUGAAUGAUCGGCACCAAUUGGCAAAAGUUGAACCUUUUAAAAGGAACAACUUUACAUAGCAUUCUGAGUGUUGAUUUUCUGUUUAGAGAGAAAGAAAGAAAGAAAGAAAGAAGGAAGGUUGAGGAAACCAUGAAUCCAUCGGUGGAGGAUUUGAUCAGAGAAAGGGUUUACAGUUGCCAUAAUUGCAGGAAUCAAAUAUCAAGACACGAUGACAUAAUUUCAAAAGGGUUUCAGUCGGUGAAAGGAAGAGCGUUCUUGUUCUAUGAAGCAAAGAAUGUUAGAGAGGGAGCUGAAGAAAACAAGAUGUUAAUAACUGGAAACUACAAAGUACGUGAUUUGUAUUGUAAUGAGUGUGGACAACUAUUGGGUUGGAAAUACAUCAAGGCUUAUAAUGUUACACAGAAGUACAAAGAAGGCAAGGUGGUUUUGGAGAAGUUCAAGAUCACCCCUGCUUCUUCCUAAAAUUGCUUUCUUUUACUUUCUUUCUUCCCUUUCUUGUUUGUACAAACAUUUUCUCAUUAUGCUAUUCAAUCUAUUUCCAAUACUAUGCAAUUCACCCUUUUGCAAGCAA
Molecule: messenger RNA, 663 nt
Organism: Cucumis sativus (cucumber)
Lineage: Eukaryota; Viridiplantae; Streptophyta; Magnoliopsida; Cucurbitales; Cucurbitaceae
Product: protein yippee-like At4g27745
Exons: 2
Coding region: 96-554 (152 amino acids)
Source: RefSeq, a predicted model, not a curated record